AUGAAGUACUUCUUUGCCGCUGCCGCCCUUGUGGGUGCUGCCCUUGCUCUGCCAAACACUCCACCACAGUACGGCGACAACUGCCCAAAGCAGGAGUGCCCAGUCUGCCCACCUGAGAAGUACUGCCCCAAGCCAGAGCCAGUCUAUGUAACGAAGCACGAGAUCAAGACAACUACGGAGUACAAGCCGACUACCCAAUACCACACGGCUACGAUCACCCAAAAGGAGCACUGCCCUGAGAAAUAUUGCCCGCCAGCUAAGACAGAAACAAAGACGGUCCCGACUACCGUUACAGUGAAGGAGCACUGCCCAGACAAGUAUUGUCCCGACAAGCCAAAGGAAACAGUCACUGUCACGGCCACCAAGGAGAAGGAAUGCCCUCAUCCAUAUUGUCCACCAAAGGAGACCAUCACGGUCACCGAGAAGAAGGAAUACGGCCACCCAGAGAAGACGGUCACAGUCACAGAGCAUCCGCCCCCAGCCAAGACCGUCACAGAGACCAAGGUCGCCACAGAGACAAAGGUCGUCGAGAAGCCAUGCAAUUACCCACAAAAGCCCAAGGAGGAGCCAAAGCAUGAGCCCGAAAAGCCAAAGGAGCAGCCAAAACACGAACCAGAAAAGCCAAAGGAACAGCCAAAGCAUGAGCCAGGGAAGUACGCCAACUACGGCAAGUACGAGGGCGCCGGUGAGCACCUCCCAGCCGGCUACGGGAAGUACGGUAGCUACGGCAAAUACGACGCUGCUGGAAAGGAGUAUGAGCACAAGCAAUACUAG
Messenger RNA from Fulvia fulva, 774 nucleotides. RefSeq lists its product as uncharacterized. The record is from RefSeq and is a predicted model, not a curated record. The transcript has 3 exons. Bases 1 to 774 code for a protein of 257 amino acids. Lineage: Eukaryota; Fungi; Ascomycota; Dothideomycetes; Mycosphaerellales; Mycosphaerellaceae.